AUGCCUAAACUUUUGCAAGUUCCGCUCCGACAGAGCGACCCAGCGGCGCUGGGUGCGGGUCUGCAGGAAUUCCUGGAAAGAGAAUUCCAUCAGACGUCAGCCAACGUGCGCCGGGAUUGCCAGUUAAUCGACAAGAUGCGAACGCGAGCCUUAGAUGGGUCUUUACCUAGUCUUUUUGAAUAUUAUGCCAAUCUAUGUGGACUCAUGACAAGAUUCCCUGUAGAGUUAACUACUGAUUUUGCAUGGUAUGGGUCAUUGGGAUAUACUCAAUCUGGACCAGUUCGCAGUGCAUCGCUGCGAUUCGAACAAAUUAAUAUUGUGCACAAUGUUGGCGCUUUGUACAGUCAUUUAGCGGCGCAGCAGCUGGCCAGCGAUAGUAAAGGAUGUAAGUUUGCAUAUAACUAUUUCCAGUUUGCAGCUGGGUGUUUCCGAUAUAUUGUGGAUAUUCUGCUUCCUGCGCUUGUUGAGCACGCGCCACCGCUCGAUCUUAAUUCGGCAGUGCAUGAAACGCUGUAUUAUAUAUGUCUUGCUCAGGCCCAAGAAUCGUUUUGGCAAAAGGCUGUGAUUGAACAAUCUAAGAAUGGAACCAUUUCAAAGUUAGCAGCUCAGGUGGCGGUAUACUAUGGGGACGCGCUGACGUUUGCUGUGCGGUGCGCGGUGUUGCGGACCGAAUGGAUCCGCCAUCUCAAAAUCAAAAAGGCCCAUUUUUCUGCAGUAGCACAAUAUCGUGCUUCUAAAGAGUGUUUGGAGACUGAGAAGUAUGAUUUGGAGGUUGCACGGUUACGAGCAGCCAAAGAAGCAGCCAAUAUUGCAUUCCCAUCUGGAGAAGCACCCAGCGAAGCUAUUGAUGAUCUUAAGGAUCUUCAAGAGCGUAUCAGAUCAGAUUUGGAACGCGCAGAAAGAGAUAAUGAUUUGAUUUAUCAAAAGCUUGUGCCUUCUGUAUCGUCACUGCCCGUGAUUUCCCCCAUCAGUAUGGCGAAAGCAGUUGUUCCACCAGAGAUUAAGGAACCGACCAAAGAUGGGCUACUCUUUUCUUACAUUUUACCUUAUGCCGUGUACCAAGCAGCAAGUGCAUAUAAGGAGCAGCUUGUUAGUUAUGUGGAGACAGCAUUUGUGAGUCAAAGCAAGGUGAUUUCUACGGAAUUCCAGCGUGUGUUGGAGGAAUUGGGGCUUCCUGGGUCAUUAGAGGCUGUAGAAAAGCCACAGGGGCUUCCUGGGUCUCUCACAUCACACAUUGCGGAACUAGAAGCCUGUGGUGGUCUUGCCGAGUUGCAGCGAGCACUGGCAGAUGUGUCUACACUGGCACGACGAGCGGGACAGGUACUUGAUGAGGGAGCUGAGCACUUGAAGUAUGAGGAAAAUGAGGAUCGCAUGAUGCGAGAACGCGAAGGUACUGCGCGGUGGCGGCGGCCAGAAUCGCGGGUGGCAGCUGCAGUGUUAUGGGAGCGACUUGGACGUGCACGGGAAAUGCAAAAAGCAGCAGCUGAGGGCGACGCUAGGGUUUUGGCCAAGUUUAAGCUGACUGAACCUUAUUUGGUUGAAAUGACACAGGGGGCCGAGCAUGUUGCACAAAUCAUUCCGGAUGCAUUUGCUGGGAAUGGUGGUCUGGCGGGUUCAAACAACAAUGAUGGAUACCUGGAGCACGUGAUGCAAAGACUUAAGGAAGCCUUGUUGCGUGCACGAGGUGCUGAGACUCGACGACGAGAGUAUGCAGCUAGUCAAGUACAAGCGGCUGCUAAUGUGGACAUGUUGGGUGAGAUUAUUGAUGAUUAUAAUUCCCGAUGGGGGGUUCCUGGUGAAGAAGGUGGUGGUGAGUUGCAAGCUUCAUCGUUUGAACCGAUUUACAAGCGGCACUUGAAAAGAUAUGAAAUAUCUGCUCCGGAAUGGGUGAAGCAAGAGCGGAGUCUUCAAGUGGAGCUUGUUUCUCUGAUUAAGAGAUUGAAUGAGGAAUUUUUGGCAGCGCGGGAGACAGAUGAUCGGACAAUUGCACGGGAGAAUAUGAUUCAAAAUUUGGAGGUUGCAUUUUUUAAAUUUGUAGAGCUGAUGGGGGAUGUAGAAGAGGCACGACGGUUUUACAAUACGUUUAAUGAAAGUGCAGUACAAUUUGAGACGGCUUGCAAGACGUAUGUUUAUGAACGUCGGGUUGAGGGCCGUAAGCUAGAGGCUGCUAUUGCUGAAGAGCAUGAUGAAUCGGUGGCUGGGGCUGGGGCUGGGGCUGGGGCUGGGGUUACAGCGAGUCCUACACCUGCAGCGGUAUUGAAUUCUGUACAAGAGCAGCAGACAGGUUCUACGGCUGGUUCGACUUCUGGGUCUGUUUCUUCAACGCCAACGCCAUAUCGUAAUCGGGUGUGGACUCCUGGGAGUGAGAUUCGGUUUGGUUAG
Messenger RNA from Magnusiomyces paraingens, 2382 nucleotides. RefSeq lists its product as uncharacterized. Lineage: Eukaryota; Fungi; Ascomycota; Dipodascomycetes; Dipodascales; Dipodascaceae. The coding region runs from base 1 to 2382 and encodes 793 amino acids. Gene Ontology annotation, cellular component: endosome. The transcript has 2 exons. The record is from RefSeq and is a predicted model, not a curated record. Gene Ontology annotation, molecular function: protein binding.